AAUGGAGACAGUAAAGAAGAUGAGAUUUAAAAGCUAUUUUAUCUUCCUAGUUAUGGUGUGCUCAAGGAGACUCUUUGCAGAAGAUAUACCUUGUGAUUUGCCACAGAUAGAAAAUGGAAACCUUCCCCAGUACUAUUACAGUUUCAAAAGUUACUAUUUCCCUAUGGAUAAAGGAAAAAAGCUCUCCUAUUCUUGUGUGGUUGGUUACACAACUGAAAGUGGGACUCAAGAUGGAAGAAUAACUUGUACAGCAAAAGGAUGGUCUCCAGUGCCUCGAUGCUACAGAAAAUGCACCAAGCCUCUUUUGGAAAAUGGCUCUUUUUACAGCACAGAAAUGGACUUCAAAAUCCAUGAGAAACUGCAAUACAAAUGUAAUCCAGGCUACCUCACCCUGAGUGGUGCUGCUGAAGAUACAGUGCAGUGUCAGCCACAAGGAUGGUCCUCCCAGCCAAGCUGUACUAAAACACUUGGGCGGUGCCAGGUGCCGCGGCUGGAGCACGGCAGCUAUGCAGGCACGGCGCGGGAGGUGCGGCAGAACGGGACGCUGCGGUACCGCUGCCAGCCGGGAUUCCGCUCCGCCACCGGGAGCGCCGCCGCGGCGGCCCUGUGCCUGCCCCACGGAUGGGAUCUGCCCCCACGCUGCACCAGGAUAACUUGCUCCGCUUUGAGCGAAGUAGCUCAUGGAGGUUUCUAUCCUGUGAAGAAAAGCUAUGAAGAAGGAGAUGUAGUUCACUUUUUCUGUGACAAACAUUAUUCUGUCACUGGAUUUGAUUUAAUUCAGUGCUAUAAUUUUGGGUGGUAUCCAGACCCUCCAGUGUGUGAAGAUAUAAAAAAUAAAUGUCCUCCACCACCACUCCCUCGUGGCCAUUUCAGCACAGCCAGAACAUAUCAUAAUGGAGACAAGGUUAAUGUACAGUGCACCUUGGGAAGGAAAGGAUCUGAGGAAAUCCAGUGUGAAGGAGGAAAAUGGACAUCACCCUCUAUCUGUAUUGGAGCUGUGGAUAACCAGGAAUCUGGGACAGCACCACCACCACUCGAGGCAGACGCAGAAACAAGGGCAAACCAAUCACAUCACAAUGAAGAUAUGAAAAUGCAGCAAGACUGUGCCUCUCCACCUGUGGUUAAAAAUGGUGCUGUCCUGGGCCCAGUACUGGCAAGUUACAAAAAUGGUUCCUGGGUAGAAUAUGUUUGUCAGUAUUACCACAUUUUGGAUGGGCCCAGUACUGUUUAUUGUCACCAAGGAAACUGGACAGAGCAACCAACCUGCUUAGAACCAUGUACUCUGAAUGUAACUGAUAUGGACAGCAACAACUUAACACUGAAAUGGAGACGGGAAGAAUUAGUUUUCCUCCAUGGAGAUCUCAUAGAGUUUGAAUGUAAACAGGGAUUUAGUUUUCUCCAGACUGCCAUUCCAUCUCCUGGGAGGACACAGUGUGACCAAGGCAGACUGAAUUAUCCAAAAUGUGCUAUUCAAGCUGCUACAGAAAAAUGUGGCUCUCCACCCUCUAUUGCAAAUGGAGCUCUGACUGUCCCAGCACUGCCCCAGUAUGACAGUGGCUCUUCAGUUCAGUAUAUUUGCUCUGAGUAUCAUUUUUUGCAAGGCUCUGAGAGAAUCUACUGUUCUGAAGGACAAUGGACCUCACCGCCAGUUUGUAUAGAACCAUGUACUUUGUCAAAAACUGAAAUGGAGAAAAAUAAUGUGCUGCUGCAAGCAUUCUAUGCAGACCAAGUUUACUUUUACCAUGGGGAUUAUGUUGGAUUUUACUGCAAAGAGAACCAUUUUGGAGCAGAAUCUGGCACAACUUUAUUUCAAGUACAGUGUGAGAGAGGACAGCUGGCAUAUCCAAGGUGUGUUGAAAGAGAAAAGCAAGUACGGACUUGAGGAAAGGCCAUAGGAAAGGUAUGUAUGUGUUCUUUAUCUCUUAUUAGCAGGGGAAUUAGGGUGGCCUCGUGUUCUCCAGGCUGCUCCACUCAGCUUUGGGAAUUGAGUGUUGAGUCUGAGCUGCAGGGAGAUGGAAGGGAAAGGCCUUUGUGGGAUGAGGAUGAGCAGUGCAGCACAGGGAUGCAAUAUUGGCAUACACAUUGAAAAAGCUGGAGGAAGGACUUGUACACCUUAACAGCACUCAUUCUCCCUUCACAGGUAAGGAGCCUCUAAAGGACUGACCUUGAAGAACAAUAUAAAAGAGCAAACAUUAAAACCUUUUAAGGGAUCUGUAAAACUACUUAAAACCAAGAAGUAUACAAAUUGACUGAAAAGUUGUUUUUUUCUUUUUUUUAAACUAUUUUAAGAAUAUUAAAAUGCAAGUACCUGGUAUGAUUUCCUAUAUACUUAAAUAUUGAUACUCAUAAGGGUCUUCCUGAGAACAAGUGUGACUACAACUAUGAAGAAAAUCCAGGAAUGUGGACAAAGUUUGCCUUGCAUCCAUUUUAGUCUGGUUUAAUAAAAAAGCCACUCUAAGGGUGUCUUCUGUCUUUCAUGUCUAAACUCAUCUGUCUGUGAAAUCAUAGCAUGUAUGGUGCUCUGUAUGGUUUCCAAAGCUUUUGCAAGAGUUACAUGAAUGAAUAAGAUAGAAAAGAAAUGAAAGCAUUCAGGAAUAGACAAAUUCUGCUUAUUUAGUCAAAACCCAGCCAACCAAUAGGUGGAAAAAAGGUUGAUAAAAAUACUUUAAUGCACUUUAGUGCUAUAACAGCAAUACUCUUCCUCUUACAGAGCAAACUGGAGCAAAAGGGAUUAAAAGGCCCUUGCUGGAACAGCUGUUGGAAGUAGAAUUCAUUCACCCCCAUCACUUGCUCUGGAUGUACACACACAUCCUGCCCUGUGUGGCUGUAACCACAGGGCAGAAUGAGGGGCAUUGCAGACAUGAAGGCAGCAUCUUGUUGAUGAACUUGGAGGCAAAGAACAAAUCAAAUCUCAAGCUUCAUGUGGGGCUGCUGCCCCACCUACCUGCUUUAGUGACAUGCCACAUUUUCUUAUUGAUUGUUUUAAUCCUCGUGUAGCAACAGAAUCCCUUCUUCUGACCCUUAAUGUCCCUUGUAAGUGCCACUCUGAGCUUCAGCAUUUCUAACAUCCAUACAUGCCACAUCAAUGCCAUGGAUAGCUCACCUUGGAGCCUGUUUUUGCCUCAAUCCCCUGUACAUUGUUUUUUUUUCUGCUUCAGAGACCUCUGUGCAGUCUCUGAUGAGAUAAGUUGGUCUAGGUAGAUGUGUUUUUCCUCCUGAAGAUGAGAACUGAAUAAUCUUGUGCUUGCAGGAUUCUGUGCUUCAAGACCUAUAAGCUUUUCUGGACUCCUAUUUUCCUAAAUAAGUGGAAGUCUGCUCCCCUAAGGUGUGGGAUUUGUACACUGGUACUUGCUUUUUUCUUUCUUCUGAAUCAAGGAGUGCAUUAGCACAUGGCUGCCACAGCCAGGCUGCCACUGAUUUCCACAAGCCACUUUCUCCUUGUUUGUGAAGGGCAGAUGGGCUGGGGGUGGCACAGACUGGCCUGUCCAGGAGCUGGAGCAGGAAUUUGUCUACACCUUCCCCUAGAAAUCCCAAUCACUUGCUCCCCAACAUCUUGCCUUUGCAGGCAAAUCUCCCAGAAAAACUGGUUCUGGCUAGAGACUGCCUCAAGCUGUUCAAAGGAGACUCCAUUACUUGCUCUUUCUG
Molecule: messenger RNA, 3645 nt
Organism: Zonotrichia albicollis (white-throated sparrow)
Lineage: Eukaryota; Metazoa; Chordata; Aves; Passeriformes; Passerellidae
Source: RefSeq, a predicted model, not a curated record